Pelodiscus sinensis (Chinese soft-shelled turtle) is the source of this 4402-nucleotide messenger RNA. NCBI's taxonomy places the organism in Eukaryota, Metazoa, Chordata, Testudines, Trionychidae. The record is from RefSeq and is a predicted model, not a curated record.
UGGGCAGGGGGUUGGACUCGAUGAUUCCUGAGGUUUCUGCCAGCUCUAUGGUUCUAUGCUUCUGAAAAGGCUAUCGUUAGCUGGAACGCUUCAGAGUGGUAGCCGGUGAAGCUAGUAAAUAUCUUAUCGAAGCUCUUCAAUCUGUCAAUGAAUUAGAGCUUGAAGAUGCAAUAGAAAACAUCAUUGAUGCUGUUGAAAAGCAGCCUUUGUCAUCUAACAUGAUUGAACGGGCCACAGUGGAAGUCGCAGUCCAGGAAUGUAGCCAGUCAGUAGAUGAAACUAUAGAACACAUUUUCAAUAUUAUUGGGGCCUUUGAUGUUCCACGUUAUGUUUACAAUUCAGAAAGGAAGAAGUUUCUACCUCUGUCCAUGACUAAUCAUCCUGCGCCCAAUUUAUUUGGACCUGCCAGGGAUAAAGCAGAGUUGUUUCGUGAACGCUACACCAUCUUGCAGCAGAGGACGCAUAGACAUGAGCUGUUUACUCCUUCAGCAAUUGGUGCUCAUCCCGAUGACAACGGGAGUAAAUUCCAGCUUAAAACAAUAGAAACUCUGUUGGGCAAUACAGCUAAAGUUGGGGAAGUGAUUGUUCUUGGGAUGAUAACACAGCUAAAGGAGGGGAAAUUUUUCUUGGAAGAUCCUACAGGAGUUGUUCAGCUAGACCUUAGUAAAGCACAGUUCCACAGUGGCUUAUAUACUGAGUCAUGCUUUGUUUUGGCAGAAGGCUGGUAUGAGGAUCAAGUAUUCCACGUGAAUGCUUUUGGAUUUCCACCCACUGAGCCCAGUGCUACCACUAGGGCAUAUUAUGGGAACAUAAACUUUUUUGGAGGGCCUUCUUCAACUUCAGUAAAAGCUUCUGCAAAACUGAAACAACUGGAGAGUGAAAAUGAAGAUGCCAUGUUUGUUUUUGUUUCUGAUGUGUGGCUGGACCAAGCGGAAGUGUUAGAAAAGCUUCACACUAUGUUUUCAGGUUACUCCUCUGUGCCUCCAACUUGCUUUUUCUUUUGUGGAAAUUUUUCAUCUGCACCAUAUGGAAAAAAUCAAAUUCAAUCCCUAAAAGGUUCCCUUAAGGCUCUUGCAGACAUAAUAUGUGAAUACCCCAGCAUUCAUAAAAGCAGUCGAUUUGUGUUUGUUCCUGGCCCUGAAGAUCCUGGUCCUGGUUCAAUUUUGCCAAGGCCACCACUAGCGGAAAACAUCACUAGUGAAUUCAGAGAGCUGGUGCCAUAUUCAGUUUUCACUACAAAUCCUUGCAGGGUCCAGUACUGCACACAAGAAAUCAUCAUUUUUCGUGAAGAUUUAGUAAAUAAAAUGUGCAGAAAUUGUGUCCGCUUUCCUAGCAGCAACUUGGAUAUUCCUAACCAUUUUGUAAAGACUAUAUUAUCACAAGGACAUCUGACUCCACUUCCACUUUAUGUUAGCCCUGUAUUUUGGGCAUAUGAUUAUGCCUUGAGAGUGUACCCUGUGCCAGAUCUGAUCGUCAUUGCAGAUAAAUAUGAUCCCUUCACUGUGACUAAUAGUGACUGCCUCUGCAUAAAUCCUGGUUCUUUUCCCAGAAGUGGAUUUUCAUUCAAGGUGUUCUAUCCCUCCAACAAAACAGUAGAAGACAGCAAACUUCAAGGUCUCUGAAUUUCUGAAAGACUGCAGGAGGAGGUCAGACAUUCUAUUCCAAUAUAUUGCUGAACUAACUUUAGAUUGUUUCAUAUGGCUGUCAAUUUAUUUCAUUGUUAAUUAUUCAUUUUAAAUGUCAGUGCAAAAGACCGGUAAACUUUGUAAAUAAAUUUUUUACAGGAAAAAAUGCUUCUUAGAAGAAUGCAGGAUUCAUAUUAUACUGUGCCCAUAAAAGGUCAUGAUACCAUCCACAUUUUUAUUAGUCUUUAAGGUGCUGCAGGCCCAUUCGUUAUUUGAGUUAACCUGCACAAUUGAAAACUAGAAGUGGAGAUGCAAUGAAAACAGAUACUGAGGAUAUAUUUAACAUUAAGUAGUACGUAUUCAAAAUUGUAUGUCUCUUCUAAGAAUAUUUUUUUAUCUUGUGCUGGUUGCUCUUUGAAGUCAGGAUCUACUUGUGACACACAUACAGAGUACCUUUCUUGAGCCAUUUUGUUUCCUUUAGGGUAAAAUAUGAUUCUACAUUUGAUUUGACACUUUAAAAAUAAGUAUAUGCCUUAAGUAUUUGCACAGCCUCCUUUGAAACCAGCAUGUAAUAGUCUGCACCUUGUGAGAGUCUAAAACCUAGUUUGGCUCAGACUACAUUAGUGUUUGAUGAAAACAAGUGAAAUACUAGUGAGGGGGAAAAGUACUGGCAAUCAAAGGUUUCCUUUGGCAGACAAAGAUUUGAGCCUGGCUGCUAAAGAGUAUGAUGUAAAAAGUUUUCUCACUGAAGUUUUGUAUGCCAUAGGGUCUGUACACAAUUAGAAAUGUGUUAGAGGCAUUUGGAUAGACACUAAAUUGUGUGAGGCAGAAUUUUAUUCAAGAGCAAUUAUAACAUUUUAAAAACUGCAGUAUUUUGAUAGUUCUGCACUAACACCAUUCUUGUAUGUGAUCCAGUGAGGCCACCUGAAAAACAAGCAGGGACAUUAAAGUUACUAACUGCUUGACUUUGUUUUUGUUGUUACCAAGGUCUUAGGGAAAGGUAGGAGACAGGUUCUAGAGACCAAAUUUAAGCUUCUAGGUAAGAGAUUAAAAUUCAGAACCUCAAUUCUCUGAACUAACACUCCCUAAUGGCAGCCUUGCAACAACCAGGGGCUGAAACCUCAUCUAAAUGAGUUGAAUACUUCCAGAAGACCUUUGAGUACCCCACAAGUAUACAUAUCUAUGAUUGAGAACCAUUGUUUUAGAGUAGCCUCUUUUAUUAAAUCCCCCCUAUAUUCCAGUAAAGCAGAGAGUCGUUGAUAAAGUAGAGCCAGACCCAGAGUCCUGUUCAGUUACCUCACCUGAAUGAAGACAAGUAAAUACUGACACAUUUUAUAAGUGCUUGUAUGCUAGAAGUCUAAAAUGCUAAGAUGGGUGAACUUCAGUGACUGGUACUAAAGGAGAAAUCUCCGACAACAGGUAUAUCAGAAACUCAGUGAAACAUUCUUACACAGGGUACAAAAUUCAGAGGAAUGACAAAAUAGGUAGUGGUGUUGGGUAAGUGGCGCUACAUGUGAAAGAAGGCAUAAUCAAAUAUAGUAAAAAUCUUAAGAUUAAUCAAACAGUACCAUAGAAUCCCUGUGAACAGAAGUUCUUUGCUUGAAUAAGAGUAUAGUAGUAGGAACAUAUUACUGACCACGUGACCAGGUGGUGACAGUGAAAUACUUAGGGAGAGUAGAGGCUACACAAACUGGUUAUCAAGUCAUGGAAUUCAGAGAGAAAGUGUCUAGCCACCAUUAAUGACUGCUUCUUAGGGCAAAUUUAACAUCCUUGUAGGAGGGGAAAUGCCAAGGAAACCCACCACAGCAGUGUUUAGCUUCAAAAAGGGGAAUUACCCCAAACAUGAGCUUGUUAAAUAGAAAAUCUCUACAGACUUUUCCUUUUAGACAUGCCUGCAAGCUUUAUGAAAACUACUUAACAAAACCAAAGCAGAGGCUUGAAGCAGGUCUACACUACUGCUUACAUUGAUCUAAUGUACGUUGCCUCGAGGUGUGAAAAAGAUGACACCGCCCCCCAAGGGUCACAAGUUAGUGACCCAAGUGCUGUCCAUGCUACUAUGUCAGCAGAAGAUUCUCUGCCACUGACAGCCUGCACCUCUUGAAGAGGUGAAGUAAUUCUGCUGAAGGGCGCGCAUUCUCCUGUUGGCACGGAGAGUCUUCACCAGACCUGGUGCAAUGGUGUUGAUGUAGUGUUUUAAGCAUAAAGUUGCCUUCAGACUGAAUGGAGCUCUCAAAUUAAAAACAAACCAUUACAAGUAACCAGAAGGUACUCACCCAGGAGUUCUGCAGAAAUUCAAAUAUGAAACCGCAGAACUACUAACUGUGUGUAUCAGUGGUUCUCAAGCUUUUUAGUCCAUGGACUACUUGGCUCAAUGUAAACCUUUCCAUGGACCACCAGCUGCUAAUGGAAACUCACCGUUAAUUACAAAGAAUCAUAGAUCUGUAAGAGACCUCAGGAGUCAUCCCAAAGCAGGACCAGUCCCAACUAAAUCAACUCAGCCAGGGCUUUGUCAAGUCGAGACUUAAACCUCCAGGGAUGGAGAUUCCACCACCUCCCUCGGCAUCCCAUUCCAAUACUUCACCACCCACCCUCCUAGUGAAAUAGUUUUUCCUAGUAUCCAACCUAGACCUCCCCCAUAAUUAUGCCCGAGCCAUUUUGCUAUUACUGCAGCUAGGGAGACUAGUUUAGUUUAAAUUAUUAAACAGAUGAAGUGUUUUAACUCUCAUGUUAUUCAAACUUGAUUUUAAAUAAAAUAUUAAUUUAUGUUCAACACAAAA